This is a messenger RNA of Onychostoma macrolepis, 1465 nucleotides long. RefSeq names its product chemokine XC receptor 1-like. Gene Ontology annotation, molecular function: G protein-coupled receptor activity. Gene Ontology annotation, cellular component: membrane. Gene Ontology annotation, biological process: positive regulation of Rho protein signal transduction; phospholipase C-activating G protein-coupled receptor signaling pathway. The record is from RefSeq and is a predicted model, not a curated record. Bases 144 to 986 code for a protein of 280 amino acids. Lineage: Eukaryota; Metazoa; Chordata; Actinopteri; Cypriniformes; Cyprinidae. The transcript has a single exon.
GUAUAAACUGAGUUGUUUAUAUUUAAUUGGAAAAUUGUUCAUUCCUUUCAAUUCCUUUUAAUUACACCUGGUUUGUUCUCACUUCCCUCUGCUUAGAUUGUGAUUAUUUUGUAAGCCAUUACACUAAGAAGACAAACACAAAGAUGAAUACUUCUACAGUGAACUUCACCACACCUGAAGCCUCUACAAACUCCACAACUCAUACAUUUGGACUAAUGGACUAUCUAAAAAUCUGUCUGUACAGUAUCAGUUUGUUUAGUCUUCCUAUACACGCUUAUAUUACAUGGCUCAUCAUCAUGGGAACAGCAAGUGGAGUUGCAUCAGAGUUUUUCAACCUCAAUCUCUCCGUUUGUGAGAUUGGUAUCUGUCUCGGUAAUUUGGUCUUUCUACUGUCGAGGUGGUUUUUAUGUUUUAAGCUGUUAAAUUUGUUUUUAUUAGGGCUUACAUUCACUGGUCGUCCUCUGUUUCAGUGUCUGAUCAGUGUUGAACGUUACCUGGCAGUGGUUCAUCCUGUAACCUUUCUGAAGUACAAACCUCUCAGAUAUAGAGUGAUCUGCUGCACUGCUAUAUGGAUCAUUAGUCUUGGCUCGUGUUUAGUCUGCAUGUAUAAUUUCUCCUCGGGCAACUUUUGUGCACAUGCAUGGUUCUCGUCAGUGCAGCUUACACUGCUCAUCUCCAUCCAGCUGUUUUGUUUUGUGGCUGUUCUCAGAGCUCUGAAGCAGUCAGGACCAGGAGAGAGAAGAAGAGAUAGAGAUGAGGAAAACCACAUGAAGAGAAGAGCAUUUAAUCUCAUUCUAAUAACUACUGUAAACAUGAUUGUUCUAUAUUUCCCGUUUGCAAUCACAGGAAUCUCAGUCAUUGUGACAGCAGACAGUAGUUCGACAGUUUGGUUCACUAGUUCGACUUGUUUUGUUCUGGCUGGUUUUGUGCAGCCUUUUCUUCAUAUGCGCCGGGCUGGAAAACUGUCCUGCUUCUGUUCCUCAUAAAAUAUGCAGCUGUAAUGUUUUACUUUUUUUUUUUUUUUUUUUUUUACUAAAGCUGACUUGUUGAUAACUUGUUACUGGGUAAAUAUGUUGCCUGUCUGUUUUCAUCAGCUGUCCACUAGAAUUAACACAGACGACAACACUGUGUUAAAAGCAUAACAUGUAAGAGUGUGAUAAACAUUGAUUCCUCUGUAAAUAUACUUGUAAAGCUCUGUCUAACAGAGUCUACUUGUGUUUUUUUAUUUAUUUAGGUUAAUGUAUAUUGGUAAAAUUAGGAACACUGUUAAUCUCUACAUGGACAUCAAUUAAAAUAUUGCCAUUUCAACCACAUUCUUUAGGAAGUAUAUAAAAAGAGGGACAGUUUUUACUACUCUACGAUACCUGGAACUAAAUCAUUGAAAACACACACACACACACACACACACACAAGCUCUGAAAAUGAGGAUUGCUGAAAUUGGAGGAAAUCCCAAAAUUCUAGUAUU